Molecule: messenger RNA, 1836 nt
Organism: Colletotrichum lupini
Lineage: Eukaryota; Fungi; Ascomycota; Sordariomycetes; Glomerellales; Glomerellaceae
Exons: 9
Coding region: 1-1836 (611 amino acids)
Source: RefSeq, a predicted model, not a curated record
AUGAACCCGGUUUUGAUUUCAACCAAGAUACCUUUUAGCAACGCAAUUCAUUCGCUCUGUUUUCUCGAGUACUCGUCGUUUGCUCCCUUGUGCACUGCUAGUCACUGCUUACGGAGUCAGCUCCGCCGCGUCGUCUUGAGACCCUCUGGUCGGGCCCCACUCCGCAGCGGGUCCCAACCCGCUCCCGCAAUUUGCUUCAUGGCAAGAUGGCCGAGCGGUCUAAGGCGCCAGCUUCAGGUUAAAUCUGAUCCUGCUGGUGUGGAAACACGCGCGAGUUCGAAUCUCGUUCUUGUCAUAAUCCUUUUGUUUCGGGACGGACUUGUUGGUUUUUGUCCAAUGAAAGUUUGGUCGAGUCGAACUACGGUCCAUGGCGAUGAGAUGGGCGGCUUCGUGAUGCGGAUGGCGCCCACUUUGAACAGAGAUGAGAACGCGAUGCAUGCUCAGCGAGGCAAAGCAGCCAUACAUGAUGCAUUUCUUGGCUACAUCGAAUGCUGCCUUGGCGUCCUCACAUAUGAUCGAGGACGAAAUGAACGGCACCUGGCGCGCACCGGUUGUCCGUUCAACACAAUUUGCCCGGAGCCGAUUGCGUGCGUUAUUACGCCGCUUCUGUUGUACGUGAAGAAGAUCUGGAGAGCUCCGUCUAGUAAGCUGUGCAUCCACCUUGGGGCUCUGGCACGGAGGACAGCUAAUUCUCGACCUUCUCUUUUCCUCGUCCUCGACUUGGUUUUCGUGUCCGGUCUCCAUUUCCAACCUGAAAGAGAACAUGACAGAGAAGACGAUGCGGCUAGCCGCUUUCCUGACACGCCGUCACUGGCACUAUCCUUGGGGGAAGGAGACCUAGGCCGCCCUGCCGCUGCCCUAGAAAGCUUAGCAUCUGCUGAAGAAGCAGGGGUUCGUCUGAAGUGGUAUUUUUUUCUCUUCUUCUUCUUCCCCAUCUCAGCCCCUCCUCGCGCACCGAAAUCGCAAAAGAUCGCUUUACAGUCGCGGGAAGAUGCCGAUGUUGGCCUACUUACUCUGUACGAAAAUCUCGAAUUGCUAUGCAUAGUAAGCGGUACAACUACUGAACUACAGCAUGCAUUCAUUGGCUUUGAAGCUCGUGUUGACCCCCCGCUGACUCCCCGUCGCGAUGGAGAAGACGCAAUUCAGCAGCCCAGCCAAGGCCCUGUGGACCUAUCCCACCGGCGGGAUGUGGAUUAUGUGGUGUUGCGGUCGGAUUUGAAAAGCUCCCUCCGUGAGGCCAGGAAGAAACCUGACCACGAUACUUCAAGGAGGUUCCUCGGUCAUCGGCCACGCAUCGGCGGACUCCCACCCACAUUCCGCCUAGCUCUCUGCACGCAAAAACAUAAUGGAUACAACGUACCAUUCAGCCAGCGUCAACAUUAUGCUCUCGACAUGGGCAUAUCAUCACACGCAUCUAGCAGCUUCAGGUGGCUGUAUGAAGAGACGAAGCAACGCCGCAUCGUCACUGAAUCUCAUCCGCCGCGAAAAGCUUGCAAACCCGCGCUAAACAACUUGAAGCCAUUGAAACUGGGGCACACGGCGUUUCUGACCACCAUCCACGCCCCCUCAUUCAUCACGACAUGGAACCAAUUCCGGGAACUUCCUGUAGUUCCUGAGUGGCCUUUUUACUCAUCUCACGCCCUCCCCUUCCCACCCAUGUCGGCCGUUCUGAAUUCAUCCAAUCCGGGAUCACUGAUCUCUUUCAAUCAUCUUAUCAGAUCAUCUAAUCUGAUCCUCUCGACCCCACCCAAGACGCGCUGGCGGGAGGACGAUCACAUCAAAAAGGACCAAACUUACAGACCCCCCCUUGCUGAAGAAAAAAAAAAGUCAGAGUGA